UAUCUAUAGUUACUCUUGGGGGUCGGGGGCGAAGAAUGGAGGCAUGCUGUCUCUGCUCCUCCUCCUCUUCUCCAAAGCCCCAUCUUUCUUUCAAUAUCUCCCCCAAUUCUUCUCCUUUUUGUGCUCGUAGGCAUCCUCUGCUCGUAAGCUUCCAUCCGAUACCCCUAAAAGGCCUCAUCUUGUCGCCGUCCUCUCGGAGUUCCCUGCAAAUUUCGCCACCCUUUGCGGUUGCCGAAGCCUUGGAACAAGCGGCGGAGACGUCGGCGUCCCCCAGAGGCGCGUCCUCGUCUAAGGUCGAUAAAAGCGGGAGGUUCUGUAGCCCUAGAGCCGCUCGCGAGCUCGCUCUGAUGAUCGCUUAUGCUGCUUGUUUAGAAGGGUCUGAUCCGGUUCGGCUCUUCGACAAGAGAGUCAAUGCAAAAAGAGAGCCUGGAUAUGUUUUCGACAAGGCCAUCCUGUUACAGUAUGAUCACAUGAGCUUUGGUGGGGCUCCUGUUGAGGUAGGAACAGAAGAAGAGGCAGAGGGGCUGAUGCUUCAAAAUGAUAAGGAUUCAGCUAAUGAAGCAGAGGUUCUAUCAGCUCCUCCAAAGCUGGUCUACAACAAAUUUGUUUUGCGCCUGACGAGGAAUAUACUGGUAGCUGUGGUUGAUCGGUGGAAUGAUCAUGUUCGUCUAAUCGCCAAAGUAAUUCCCCAAAAUUGGAAGGAUGAGCCUGCAGCAAGAAUCUUGGAACUCUGCAUUCUACACCUUGCCAUGGCAGAGAUAACAUCAAUAGGAACAAGACACCAAAUAGUCAUCAAUGAGGCUGUUGAUCUCGCCAAGCGGUUCUGCGAUGGUUGCGCCCCUCGGGUAAUCAAUGGAUGCCUUCGAACUUUUGUGAAAGAGUAUAACACAGUCGAUACUGUUCGGCCCUCAGAAGCACCAACAGCUUGAAAAGCAUGCAUAGGUUCUCAGUUAUCAUUCUCAUUCUCAUUCUCAUUACAAAGUGGGGUGAUCAACCUCAGAGGAUGACUUAAUCUGUGGCCACAGCUGAAAGUGUUUGCAAGUUCCAAGUGGCUGCAGGAAGAAGGAUAGAGAUUGGAGAUGGAUAUCACAAGGCACACUACUAGUAUUUGGAUCAUGUGAUGCUUUUAAAGAGAAAGCAAUAAUGGACACUGUAAAAUUUCAACAGCUUCUUGUGAAUUUUCCUUUCAGUGGAGAUGAUCCAAAAUUGGUGCCUUGGAGAUGA
Molecule: messenger RNA, 1224 nt
Organism: Musa acuminata AAA Group (dessert banana)
Lineage: Eukaryota; Viridiplantae; Streptophyta; Magnoliopsida; Zingiberales; Musaceae
Exons: 7
Coding region: 36-929 (297 amino acids)
Biological process (GO): regulation of DNA-templated transcription; DNA-templated transcription termination
Cellular component (GO): chloroplast
Molecular function (GO): RNA binding
Source: RefSeq, a predicted model, not a curated record